GAUUGGGAAAUUGAUAAACUAAUUAUGACUGCACGAUAGCGCGCUGUACUUUGAUAAUAGAGCUUGUAGCUUGCUAACUCAACUGGAAAGAUCUACAAGUUAAGCAAGCUAGAGGAUAGAUAGAGUUUAAAUGUCGUCCAAAAGCAACAGUGCCGUCAAGAUGUCGGUGGUCAGCACCUUCGGGCUGACUCGCAAACAGCUAAAAGAUCUCAUGAGCCAGAGGGGGGCUGAUGCUCUGUCUGCUGUGGCAGAGUAUGGAGGUGUGACUGGGGUGAUGGAGUCAGUGGAGACUAACACUAAGACAGGCCUAGCAAACAACCCUCAAGAGUUGGAGAGACGAAAGUCAAUGUUUGGAGUCAACUACAUCAAGCCGAUUGCUCCAAAAUCCUUCCUGGCUUUGUGUUUCGAUGCCAUACAGGACAAGACUCUCAUCAUUCUCAUUAUAGCUGCGGUGGUGUCCAUAGUCCUCGGUGUUGCGGUGGAGGAGGACAAGAGCAUAGCCUGGAUUGAGGGCGUUGCCAUCCUGGGAGCCGUGGUGAUCGUUGUCUUGGUAACGGCUGUGAACGACUGGACGAAAGAGAAACAAUUCCGAGGCCUCCAAAGACGACUCGAAACAGACGCCAAAUUUUCAGUACUAAGAGAAGGAAAUUUGGAAGAGCUGAAUCUAGCCGAGAUUGUAGUCGGAGAUGUUCUGCAGUUCAAAUAUGGGAAUACUUUUCCAGUGGACGGAUUGCUGAUACAGGGCUAUGACGUCAAGGUGGAUGAGGCCAGUUUAACUGGAGAGGCAGAACUUGUCAAGAAACUACCGGACAGAGAUGUGAUGCUCCUGGCUGGAACACAGGUGAUGGAGGGUGGAGGGCGUAUGGUGGUCACGGCAGUCGGUCCCAACUCUCAACAAGGUAUCAUCUUUCAACUGCUAACUAAGCGCGAAGAUGACGCCGGUUUUAUCGAGAAGUUUUUCCGCGAUCGUGUCUGCAAGAAAUGUAUUAAGAAGCCAGUCGACGACGAAGAAGCCAAUCAAUUGCCUGCUCUGGGGUCAUCUGACGACAAGAUCGGAUCACCUGACGACAAGAGCGGAUCACCUGACCGCAAGAGCAAGGUAGUGGAGGCAGGAGUGGAUGAUGAGAGUGAGGAUGAACUACCGCCAUUACCACCACUGACUGGCCGAGACAGACUGAGCAUCAGUAAGAGGAUGAAAAGACGAAAGGAGUUGAAAGAGCGUGAGAAGUCCAAAAAGAAAACCGAGAAGACUGAGUCAGGAAGUGUCCUACAACGCAAGCUGAACAAACUAGCUAUUCAGAUCGGCUACGCUGGUACCAUCGCGGCCGUCGUCUGCUUUUUUAUUCUAUUCUUCAAGUUUGUCAUUGAGGACUUUGGAAUAAUGAUGCGGCAAUGGGACUCUUCUAUCGAUUUCUCAGAGAUACUCCAUUUCAUUAUCAUCAGUAUAACCGUGCUUGUUGUGGCUGUGCCCGAGGGACUGCCCCUGGCUGUUACCAUCUCGUUGGCUUUCUCCGUGAAGAAAAUGCUGAAUGAUAACAAUCUUGUUCGACAUUUGCACGCUUGUGAGACGAUGGGAAAUGCUACCGCUAUUUGCUCGGAUAAGACAGGUACGCUAACAACCAAUCGGAUGACAGUCGUCCAGAGCUACGCAGGGGGUAGUCGUUACAAUGUAACCCCUCGUCUAGAGGACCUCCCACAGUCACUGGUGGACCUACUUAAAGUGAACAUUGCCGUCAACAGCUCUUACACAUCCCAACUGCUCAAGGACACAGAGGGUGGAGCCGCUGCUAAGAAGGUUGGGCUCCUGGCUAGGAUGGCGAGAUGGGUCAAGUCCUCCAACUCUGAAGUGGUAUUAGGACAAGGCCUGGCUCGUCAAGUGGGCAAUGUGACUGAGUGUGCACUACUGGGGUUCCUAGUGGAUCUCAACAUUGACUACGAAGCCAUACGUGAGCAAUUCCCUACCGAUAACUUCACAAAAGUCUACACUUUCAACUCGUCACGUAAGAGCAUGUCCACCGUCAUUGCUCUGCCUAAUGGCGGCUAUCGUCUCUUCACAAAGGGAGCCUCAGAGAUUGUACUGGCCAAGUGCUCUUCUACUAUUUCUCAAGAUGGAAAGGUUUCUAAUUUGUCAAAGGACGAUCAGAAGGACAUCGUGACUACCGUGGUUACGCCGAUGGCAGAGAAUGCCCUCAGGACCAUUGCACUGGCUUACAGGGACUUCCCCCCCGCUGGAGAGGGUGGUACUGAGAUCACCUCCAUAGAGCCGGAGUGGGACGAUGAAGAGUCCAUUGUCAAUAACCUCACUCUCCUGGCCAUUGUAGGCAUCCAAGACCCAGUCAGACCUGAGGUCCCAGGUUGCAUUGAGAGCUGUCAGAAUGCUGGUAUCACAGUUCGUAUGGUAACCGGGGACAACAUAGACACGGCUCGUGCGAUUGCCUUCAAGUGUGGCAUCAUCAACAAGGGAGAUGGAUACCUCGUCAUGGAGGGCAAGGAGUUCAACAAGAAGAUACGAGAUCAAUCUGGAGAGAUAAACCCUGAGAAGUUUGACCGCAUCUGGCCACACCUCCGAGUGCUAGCACGCUCCUCACCAACUGACAAACAUAUACUAGUCGAUGGUAUUAUCCAAUCACGUCUCACCAAGAACAGAGAGGUUGUCGCGGUAACAGGAGACGGAACAAACGAUGGACCUGCUCUCAAGAGAGCUGAUGUUGGAUUUGCAAUGGGUAUUGCUGGUACUGACGUUGCUAAGGAAGCAUGUGACAUCAUCCUCAUUGACGAUAACUUUGCCUCCAUCGUCAGGGCAGUCAUGUGGGGUCGUAACGUCUACGACUCCAUUUCGAAAUUUCUCCAAUUUCAAUUAACCGUGAACGUAGUAGCCGUUGUACUUGCUCUCAUCUCCGCUAUAACGAUCGGGGACACACCCCUUCGUGCCGUACAACUGCUGUGGGUCAAUCUCAUCAUGGACACUCUCGCAUCUCUUGCCUUGUCUACGGAAUCGCCGACUCCGCAUCUUUUGGAAAGGAAGCCAUAUGGUCGCAAUAAGGCGCUUGUUUCCCCACAUAUGUGGUUGUUCAUUCUAGGUCACUCUUUGUAUCAACUGGCUGUCAUGUUUGUACUUCUGUAUGCUGGACCGAUGCUCUUUGAUAUCGAUGAUGGAAAGAAUCGUGAGCUGCGGGCCACUCCUGGCAUGCACUUCACACUCAUCUUUAACACCUUCGUUUUUAUGCAGAUUUUCAACGAGAUCAACGCUCGUAAGGUCCACGGUGAGCGCAAUGUGUUUAGCGGGAUCUUCAAAAACUGGAUCUUCGUAGCCGUGAUGAUAGUGCAAGUUUCUGUCCAGAUCAUCAUCGCUCAGUUUGGAUCAUUUGUGUUCAACACCAGUGGGCUGAACUGGGAGCUGUGGAUGUGGUCCAUCUUCAUAGGUUCUACUGAGCUCAUCGUUUGGCAGUUGUACCUGUUCAUUCCAUUGGAUGCCCUCCAGUGGUUGCUCAGGAGCAUUCUAGUAAUACUUCAGUUGAGGACACACCGUGAGCCACAGGAUCACGUUGACUAUGAGGAGAAUGAUCCACUAGAUGAAGAGACGACACCAGCCCAAGUGCUGUGGAUGAAGAGUCUCACUCGAUUAAGGACACAGAUACGCGUGGUGAAUGCAUUCCGUUCUGGUCUUGAUUCUGGUUCCGUGUGGUCCGGUUCCAUUGCACACCUCCACUCCACCCCCGUUCCUGCCCGCCGCUACAAUAAACAUCCGUCUGGAUUAGAGACGGCGGUUUAGAAACAAACACUGUUUAGACGUGAUAGUAAAGUGUCGUAGUAACGAACCUCUUAUGAAUUAUUACUAUAGCCUGUAAUUAAAUAAUUAUUUGUGCAGUGUGUUGUUCUAUAAAAAUUAUUGUCUUAUGUUGAGACUUUUUGUUAACCUUUUGUGUUUGGUGUUUAUCGAUUCAAACUUUAA
Messenger RNA from Halichondria panicea, 3952 nucleotides. Its product is annotated as plasma membrane calcium-transporting ATPase 2-like. Gene Ontology annotation, molecular function: ATP hydrolysis activity; ATP binding; P-type calcium transporter activity. Gene Ontology annotation, biological process: calcium ion transmembrane transport; regulation of cytosolic calcium ion concentration. NCBI's taxonomy places the organism in Eukaryota, Metazoa, Porifera, Demospongiae, Suberitida, Halichondriidae. Bases 131 to 3772 code for a protein of 1213 amino acids. The transcript has 13 exons. The record is from RefSeq and is a predicted model, not a curated record. Gene Ontology annotation, cellular component: intracellular membrane-bounded organelle; plasma membrane.